Lotus japonicus is the source of this 1922-nucleotide messenger RNA. Its product is annotated as protein ETHYLENE INSENSITIVE 3-like. Gene Ontology annotation, cellular component: nucleus. The record is from RefSeq and is a predicted model, not a curated record. Gene Ontology annotation, molecular function: DNA binding; DNA-binding transcription factor activity. The transcript has 2 exons. NCBI's taxonomy places the organism in Eukaryota, Viridiplantae, Streptophyta, Magnoliopsida, Fabales, Fabaceae. Bases 147 to 1541 code for a protein of 464 amino acids.
UCCGCUUAUAACUUAGUUUGACAUAUCUGCUAAGCCUUUUCUAAAUAGUUUAUGAGUAAGCAAUUAUGUGAUAACCCGUAAGCAUUUCAUUUUGUAGGUUGUGUGAUAUAGAAAAGUGAAAGGAGAUCUUACUAGUUGCAAGCAAUAUGAGUUCCAUGGUUAAUGUUAAGGCUUCAGAAAAGAGAGGCCCCAAUGCAAGAAAUGAAUACAAACCAACAGACAUGACCAUUAAAGAGCUGGAGAGAAGGAUAUGGAAAAACCGCAAGCUGCUGAAGAAUCUCAAGGAAGAGAGGGAACAAAAGGAGAGUAGCCAUUCACUAAAGAUUAACAAAAGGAGGAAGACCAUGUCUCAUGCACAAGAUUGCCUCCACAGUCACAUGAUGAAGAUGAUGGUGGAUUGUGAUGCUAUGGGAUUCGUCUACAGCAUAAUCCCUCAUAAGGGGAAGCCAGUGAGUGAAUCCUCUGACAAUCUUCGUGGCUGGUGGAAGGAAAGGGCGACGUUUGAUCCCGAUGGCCCGGCAGCAAUUGCAAAUUUUGAGGAAGAAAGUGAACAUGACCAGAACGAGGGUGAAGACACAAUAUCAUUUUACACUCUUCAGGAACUCCCUGACGCAACUUUAGGGACAAUCUUGUCUAACCUGAUGCAGCACUGUGAACCACCUCAGAGGAGGUACCCUCUGGACAAAGGUGUUCCCCCACCAUGGUGGCCAACUGGGAAGGAACCAUGGUGGCAUGAGUUGGGGUUUCUCAAGGAUCCUGGUUCUCCUCCUUACAAGAAACCUCAUGAUCUUAAGAAGACUUGGAAGGUGUGUGUGCUGACUGCUGUGGUCAAGCACAUUUCCCCUGACAUUGACAAAAUUAGGAACAUUGUCAGGUACUCUAGGACCCUCAAGGACAAGCUCACUGCUAAGGAAAAUGCAAUUUUGACGGCUGUCUUGAACCAUGAGGAGUCACUGGCUAGAAAUGCGCACCCUGAGGAUGAUGAUGAUGAUGGAAGUAGCAGCUUUAGUGAGUUCAUUUUGAAUUAUGAACAUGACAUUGGCAUACAGAAUAUUGGUGAUCAUAGAGAGGUUGCUGUUGUGGCUGGAGAUAGAAAGCAACCACCUCACUAUGACAAUGAUGUGCCUCCAAUGAAUAAGAGAAAGCAACCAUCUUCAAAUGGUGCUAAUAAGAGAAAACAGCAGGCUGAUGAUUCUGUUCAGGUAAAUCAUCCCCAGAAUGAAGCUUACACCUAUUAUUACCCUCAAUACCAAUAUGAUGAUCUUGGAUUCAAACAAACUAACAGCAACAACAACAACCGUGUCCAAAUGGUUGAAGGGUCAAAUUCUCAGCCUAUUAGCAAUGUCAAUCCUGCUGCACCUCAUGGUCAAACUACAGAACCUGUUGCAGAUUGGACUCUUCCUGCUAUCAUUUAUUUAGAGGAAGUGACUUCUAAACCUGUGGAAUUCUACACUGCAGGCUUUCAGAACACAAUGAAUGCUGGGAGCAUGAAUCCACCUAUGGCUAAUCAAUACCAUCAGGUGCAAAAUCUUCAGCCCUGAUGGACAAUAAUCUCUUUGGUCAAGGUGUUGUUGGUUCCAAUGGCUGCAAUAGAAAAUGCUAGAUUGAGCUCUUCUCCUUUGUUUUGUUAUGUUCUUUUUUCAACUAUCAGACUUGUAAGAAAACUCCAUCACUAUUUCAUAGAACUUAUUUAUUCUGUGGCAGCAACAAUUAGCUAAGUUUGAAGCUUUGUAGGAUAUAGAACUUACUAUACCAGAUACAAAGUCUUGUUCUCUUGGCAAAGCUUUAAGUCCAAAGUCUUUUUUCCUCUGACAUGUAAAAGUGAGAUGAAAGAUCACUCAGUUCUAAGUCCUAACUCCUAACAAGAAAAUGGGAGAGGCUGAAUCAAUUUCCAAACUUCGAUUCAGGUAAAUAGAGUAAUG